Molecule: messenger RNA, 1320 nt
Organism: Penicillium cosmopolitanum
Lineage: Eukaryota; Fungi; Ascomycota; Eurotiomycetes; Eurotiales; Aspergillaceae
Product: acyl-CoA dehydrogenase family protein
Exons: 3
Coding region: 1-1320 (439 amino acids)
Molecular function (GO): acyl-CoA dehydrogenase activity; flavin adenine dinucleotide binding
Source: RefSeq, a predicted model, not a curated record
AUGCAGACCGGCGAAUUAACGACAACCAACAACAUUUAUACAUCAUGUCUCGACCACAAUGGCAGCGAUUACUUCGAUCGGGCUGGGCAGCAGCUUCGCCAUCCCUACAAGCCUCCAACGCUGUGCGCAAUCGCCUGCCAAUGCGCUCGGCCUUUUCGACCUCGGCGCGACCCAUUUCCCACAUUUGCUCUAAAUUCCCAAACACGUACUGGCAAGAGCGCGAUCAACUUGAAAAAGACCCCAAAGAGUUUCAUGCCGCAUUGGCUAAGGGACGGGUGGCUGGGAAUUGCCCUGCCCGAGUCGCACGGAGGAGCUGGAUUGGGGAUUUCUGAGGCUACAAUGAUGAUGCAAACCAUUACCCAGUCUGGCGCAGGAAUGGCUGGAGCACAGGCCAUUCACGCCAAUGUCUAUGCCACUCAACCACUGGCCAAAUUCGGCACCAAAGAACAGUUGGAGACGACAAUCCCCAAUAUUAUUAAUGGCACAUGGAGAACCUGUUUCGGUGUCACCGAGCCCAACACCGGUCUCGAGACUCUGAAACUCUCGACCCUGGCCAGCAAGAACGCUGAUGGAUAUUCCGUCACUGGUCAAAAGAUUUGGAUUACUUGCGCGCAGGUCGCAUCCAAGAUGAUCCUUCUUGCCCGAACCACUCCGCUGGAGGAAGUGAAGAAGUCCAGCGAAGGUCUCUCCCUGUUCUGCAUCGAUCUCAACCGCGACCAGCCGGGUCUCGACAUGCGCAAGAUCAAGAAGAUGGGCGGUCGCGCUGUCGAUGCCAACGAGGUCUUCUUCGACAACUACCAAAUCCCCGCCGACACCCUCAUUGGAGAGGAAAACCAGGGAUUCAAGAUCAUCCUCCACGGAAUGAAUGCCGAGCGAUGCUUGUUGGCUGGUGAAGCACUGGGUCUGGGCUACGCCGCUCUAGAGAAGGCAUCACAGUAUGCUCAAGAACGAGUUGUCUUUGGUCGACCUAUUGGUCAAAAUCAAGGUGUCGCCCAUCCUCUCGCCGAUGCCUAUAUGAAGCUGGAAGCCGCUAAGCUGGCGACCUACCACGCAGCUCGUCUAUAUGACACCAACGAUGGGUCGGUGCCCUUCCACUCCAUCGGCGUGGCCUGCAACAGCGCCAAGUACCUGGCUGCAGAAGCUGCUUUCACAGCUUGCGAGCGGGCCGUGCUGGCUCAUGGGGGUAUGGGAUAUGCUAUGGAGUAUGAUGUUGAACGGUACUUGCGUGAAUGCUUCGUGCCUCGGAUCGCUCCUGUCAGUCGGGAGAUGAUUCUGAAUUAUGUCAGCGAGAAGGUUCUGCAAUUACCUCGUAGCUACUAG